AUGAAUGCCGUUCAUGGAGAGGUUCUUAUGCCUGUCGUAGGACUUGGCACAGGAGGAUAUGGCAAUCCGAAUGGUACUGAAGGUGAAUAUUGGGGACCUGAACAAGCCCAUAAUUCUACAGUUGUAUGGUUAAAAUUGGGUGGAAGACGCAUUGAUACAGCCUAUGGCUAUGGUUCACGCGACGGAGUCGGUACAGGAUGGGUGGCUAGCGGUGUACCUCGCUCCGAAAUAUUCAUCACAUCUAAAGUGGAUCCGUCUGGGUAUGCUGAAACCCUCGAAGAGUUUGCUAUUACUCUCAAAUCUCUGAAGACUGAUUAUAUCGAUCUUCUUCUCAUACAUUGGCCGGGCGCCCAACCAGGCUCGUCCGGUCAACCAAUUCCUUCAUGCAAGCAAGGGAAAUCAACUUGGGCCGACUGUCGUUUUCAAACAUGGCAAGCAUUAACAAAACUAUUCGAUGAGAAACGUGUUCGUGCGAUAGGUGUGAGCAACUUUGAAGUAAAUCAUUUAUUAGAAAUUAUUAAUUUAAAUUCUUCUAUUCCUAGUGUCAAUCAAGUUGAAUUUCAUCCAUAUUGGCAUGAAGAUGAACUUCUUGAUUUCUGCAAGAAACAUAACAUUACUUUCAAUAGCUAUUCUCCAGGUGGUGCACCGGAUCACGCAGUAACGCUUGGUCCCACUUGGAAUCCUAUUCCAGAUAUGCGCAAGCAUCCUAAUAUUACUCAAAUUGCACAGAAGCAUCAAAAGACGCCUGCACAAGUAAUAUAUCGAUGGCAAUGGCAGCAAGGUAUCGUCAUUAAUCCUCGCACUCUUAACUCAAUACACAUGUUGGAGAAUCUGUCGAUAUUCGAUUUUGAACUCGAUCUGCAAGAUAUGAUGACUUUGGCCUAUUUAGAUCAUCCAAUCACCAAAGUUGGCAAUGAUCCAAGACUAAUUUUGUAG
Messenger RNA from Adineta steineri, 936 nucleotides. NCBI's taxonomy places the organism in Eukaryota, Metazoa, Rotifera, Eurotatoria, Adinetida, Adinetidae. The record is from the annotation of a GenBank genome assembly.